Pantherophis guttatus is the source of this 1661-nucleotide messenger RNA. RefSeq names its product testis expressed 261 (gene TEX261). The record is from RefSeq and is a predicted model, not a curated record. NCBI's taxonomy places the organism in Eukaryota, Metazoa, Chordata, Lepidosauria, Squamata, Colubridae. Gene Ontology annotation, cellular component: Golgi membrane; COPII-coated ER to Golgi transport vesicle; endoplasmic reticulum membrane. Gene Ontology annotation, biological process: endoplasmic reticulum to Golgi vesicle-mediated transport. Gene Ontology annotation, molecular function: COPII receptor activity.
UGCCGGGCGGAGCCAUCGGUGCCAGCCGCCGGGUGAGGCGCGGGGCGACGAUGUGGUUCAUGUACGCGCUGAGCUGGCUCGCGCUCCUCAUCCAGGCCGCCUUCGUCACCCUCGGCAUCGCGGCUGGAUUGUACUACCUGGCGGAGCUGAUAGAAGAGUACACAGUGGCCACGAGCCGGAUCAUCAAAUACAUGAUCUGGUUCUCCACGGCCGUGCUGGUCGGCCUGUAUCUCUUUGAGCACUUCCCGGGUCUCGUGGUGGGCGUGGGCCUCUUCACCAACCUGGUCUACUUCGGACUGCUGCAAACUUUCCCUUUCAUCAUGCUGACCUCUCCAAAUUUCAUCCUAUCCUGUGUGCUGGUUGUGCUGAACCACUACCUGGCCUUUCAGUACUUUGCAGAAGAAUAUUAUCCCUUCUCAGAGGUCCUGGCCUAUUUCACCUUCUGCCUCUGGCUCAUCCCGUUCGCCUUCUUCGUCUCCUUGUCGGCUGGCGAAAACGUCCUGCCUUCCACCGUGCAGCCUGGAGACGACGUGGUCUCCAACUACUUCACCAAAGGGAAGCGAGGGAAACGCUCCGGCAUCCUCCUCGUCUUCUCCUUCAUCAAGGAAGCCAUCUUGCCCAGCCGACAGAAGAUGUACUGAUCUCCUCCCCUCCAGCAACCCCCGGAUGUUGUUGGUUCCCCCUCCCCACCUCUUCUGGCCACAUGCGUACCUCCCUCCCUGAAAAGGGGGCCCGUUCUGAGCCUCCGCGUCCCCCUUUUUUCCUGACCUCCAGAUCCGUUCGGGGUGAACAAACCGGGAAAGAGCCCAGAGGCGUGGGGGUGUGGAGCUGGGCCUCCCAAGAUCCCCCUGUUUCCUGUGGGUGGCUGGGGAAGGGGGUGAGAAUGGGGAACCCCCCCCUCGCCCACCCCUCUCAAUGGGGUCCCCGAUGAACUCUGAGCGUGCUUUUAAGCCAGGCGGUUCACCUCUUUGGGGUAGGAAGGGGUGCAACAUUUCACAAGCUCUCCACUGCCGGACUUCUUCCAAAGUUUCGAGAGGGAUCUACCCAGGAAGGAAGGACCGAGUGGACAUUCUUAAGAUGCCGCCGCCUUCCGUACCAGCUGAACUGAACCAGACCGCCCGGCCAGGAGUGAAAAAGAGUCUUAAUGCUUCUUCCUUCAUUGUGUUGGGAGGUUCCUCUCCGGGAGGCUGGCUAAACUUUUGGUUCUGGUUCUUGUUUUUUUUUUAAAAAAGGAAACCAGGAAUGAUGGUUCUACCCAAACUUCCUGGCUCAGCUUUUUGGGGGUAUGUGAAAAGCAAAGCUGCGUUUAGCCCGGAAGACUGCCGGUGUCCCCCCCCACCCCCAAAAGCUUCCGGGACUUCAACCGUGGGGGGUGAGUGAAAAUCGAACUGUACUGUACCAACACCUCGAGGUUGGGGAAGGAACCAAGAUUGCGUGCAAAGAAUUUGCAAGGUUGUGCCUGGAGUGCGGGAAGCCACGAGGGUCGACUCUGCUACUUGGGCUGGGCGGCCCCCUGGCUCUCCCCUGGCAGUUUUCAGGCUGCCUGGCUCAUCUAGAGGACCUCCAGAGGCUCCCAGCUGCCGCGAUGUCCUUGGCUGAAGGCGACGGGCAUCUCAGCACACAGUCUGUUCAAUAAAGGUGUUCAGUUGACAACAGAACAA